GGCCUUCCCCGCCCUCUCAUUGGCGGCCUGCUCGGAGUGGGCGGGUACGGCACGUCGCUCUCGCCUUGCCAUUGGCUGCGGAGCGGUGGCCGCGUCCCGAUUGGCUGGCGCGGCCUGAGGGCUCCUGCCGGGCCGCGGCCCCCGCCCCCCUCCCGGUGCAUCGCGGCGGCCUGAGGUGAGGGGGGGGGCGGCGGGCAGGGCCGGGCCCCACGGGCCCCGCAGCGCGGCCGAGCCCGAGCAGCCCCAACGCCAAGCGCUGCAGCCGCUGCUUCGUGACAAGAAGCUGCUGUUCUGAGGCAGGAGCCUGGUGCUCUGCUGGCCUGUCAGCACGUUGCUGACAGCUCCACACCCCCCUUUGCCCUCACAGUUGGGAUUUUUAACUAUCCCAAGCCAGAAAUCUGCCAUUUCCCACCCGGAUCCGUGGCGCUGGGUGAGCUGCUGCCCCGCUCAAGAGCGAGAACUCGGGGUGUUUUUUUCCCCCCCCCCUCCUGUGCAGUUGGACACUCAAGAAGCUGAAAUGUCUAAAAAGCAAAAUACAAAAGAUCCAUCUGGCUUCAUUUUUGAUGUGCAGUCCAACACUGUGAUGGCCCAAGGAGGAACCUUUGAAAACAUGAAGGAAAAGAUCAGUGCUGUGAGGGCCAUCGUCCCCAACAGGAGCAACAACGAGAUUGUCCUUGUCCUGCAGCACUUUGACAACUGUGUGGACAAAACUGUGCAGGCCUUUAUGGAAGGCAAUGCCAGUGAAGUGCUGAAGGAAUGGACUGUGACAGGCAAAAAAAAGAACAAGAAGAAGAAAACCAAACCCAAACCACAAGCUGGGCCCAGCCCUGGGCUCCCAGGGCCAGGGAAAUUGGUGCCCACUGAAGAGGAGCAGCCAGAGAAAGGUGGGAUCAACGGUUUCCAUGUCAACGGCUGCGCCCACGACACCGAGUCCGUGGAGUCGCUCAGUGAAGCUCUGGAUGCUCUUUCCAUUGAUGCCAGAGAGCUGGAGGAGGGCGAGCCCGGGGCCCCAGACAUGCCUGAGAGAGCAGCAGUGCCUGACCUAGGGAAUGGAAUAGCAGGCUUUGACACACAAUCGCUCACCCUGCAUCCUUCCCAGAGCUCCCAGUCCCUCCGGCAGCGCCCUGAUUCCAGGAGCACCACCAGGUCCCUGUCCCGACCCGCAGCCUCCGGCUCCAUUCCCGCCUCCCUCUCCGUCUCCCGCCUGGAAGACGUUCCCGUCUCGCCCGCCACCAAGAAGCUGGGUUCUAACAUUGAGAAGUCAGUGAAGGAUCUUCAGCGCUGCACCGUGUCGCUGGCGCGGUACCGGGUGGUGGUCAAGGAGGAGAUGGACUCGUCCAUCAAGAAGAUGAAGCAGGUCUUUGCUGAGCUGCAGAGCAGCCUGAUGGAUCGGGAAGUGGCGUUGCUGGCUGAGAUGGACAAAGUGAAGGCAGAAGCAAUGGAAAUCCUGCUGGGCCGGCAGAGGAAGGCAGAGGCCCUGAAGAAGCUGACGGACGUGGCCGUGAGGAUGUCGGAGGAGCAGCUGGUGGAGCUGAGAGCUGACAUCAAGCACUUUGUGAGCGAGCGCAAGUACGACGAGGAGCUGGGCCGGGUCGCCCGGUUCUCCUGCGACCUGGACGCUCUCAAGAGGAGCAUCGCUGCCUUCGGCCAAGUUUCCCAUCCCAAGAACAGCUACUCCAGCCGCUCGCGCUGCAGCUCCGUCACCGCCGUGUCCCCCGGAGAGACCCCCACCCCCUGUGCCUCCACCCCCAGCCUUACCAUGGCCAGCAAGAAGCCCCCAUCCUCGGGGGAGGCCACGGGGAGCCCCCGCCCACCCCAGCCUUCCAGAGAGGGCAACAGGAGGCCCGGGGCGGGGUCCAGGUCCCAGCGCCCCCUCGGUCCCGCGGCCACCGGGCGCUACAGCAGCGGCCACCGACAGAGACCGGGGCCGGGUCAGGCCCAGAACAAACUGCCCCCAUCACCCCCG
This is a messenger RNA of Apus apus (common swift), 1966 nucleotides long. It is a transcript of the gene SPATS2, whose product is annotated as spermatogenesis associated serine rich 2. Gene Ontology annotation, cellular component: cytoplasm. The transcript is spliced from 13 exons. Gene Ontology annotation, molecular function: protein binding. The record is from RefSeq and is a predicted model, not a curated record. The annotation marks the transcript as partial. NCBI's taxonomy places the organism in Eukaryota, Metazoa, Chordata, Aves, Apodiformes, Apodidae.